This is a messenger RNA of Nerophis lumbriciformis (worm pipefish), 3483 nucleotides long. NCBI's taxonomy places the organism in Eukaryota, Metazoa, Chordata, Actinopteri, Syngnathiformes, Syngnathidae. The record is from RefSeq and is a predicted model, not a curated record.
AUGGGGGACAGGUUUGUGGUCGUCCCGGUUGACCGGGGAGGAGAUGUCUCCAUCGAAGGGCAGCAAUCGGACUCAGUUAGAGUUCCAGCGACGCGAUUCACCGGUGGCGAUGACCGGGUGGAGGACCCUGAGUUGGAGGAGAACGCAGUGUUCGAACCGCAGGACCCCAACGCCGCGGUGCCCAUUCUGGAGUACAACAGGGAACCCAAUAAAUACGGUGAUGGUGUCCCAAAGGAAAACAGUCCCUUCAUCAACAACACAGACAAUGACAAAAGCAACAGUUAUGAUGGCACCAACAUGGCACUUUUUGAGGAAGAGAUGGACAGCAACCCCAUGGUGUCAUCACUUCUUGACAAACUGGCAAACUACACAAAUCUCACCCAGGGAGCCCAGGAACACGAGGAGGCAGAUGACGAUGAGGGCUCCAAAAAGAAAGCUGUCAAGAGUCCUCAAAUGGGAACCUUCAUGGGUGUCUAUCUCCCCUGCCUCCAGAACAUUCUGGGGGUCAUCCUUUUUCUUCGCCUUACCUGGAUAGUCGGCACGGCCGGCAUCUUGGAAUCACUGGCUAUUGUUGGCCUGUGCUGCUCAUGUACCAUGCUGACUGCCAUAUCCAUGAGUGCAAUUGCUACAAAUGGUGUUGUGCCAGCUGGAGGCUCCUACUAUAUGAUUUCCAGAUCUCUUGGACCCGAGUUUGGUGGAGCUGUGGGUCUCUGUUUCUACCUUGGUACAACAUUUGCUGGCUCCAUGUACAUCCUGGGUACUAUCGAGAUUCUAUUGACCUACAUUGUGCCUAAGGCAGCCAUCUUUGUGGCAGAAAAAAAGGAGGAUGAAGUUGAUGCCCUUCUGAAUAACAUGCGUGUCUACGGCACGUGCUGCCUUACGCUGAUGUCCAUCGUCGUCUUUGUGGGGGUGAAAUAUGUCAACAAACUUGCCCUCGUCUUCCUGGCUUGUGUCAUUCUCUCUAUUCUUGCGAUCUACGCCGGAGUCAUCAAGACCAUCUUUGAGCCACCCGACUUUCCUGUUUGCAUGUUGGGAAAUCGUACUCUGCAGAACCACAACUUCGAUAAGUGUCUUAAGAAUGACAUUAUUGAUAAUGUGACUGCUACCACCCAGCUAUGGAAGCUGUUCUGUAAAGGACCUGAGCUCAAUGCUACCUGCAAUGACUAUUUCCUAAAUAACAACGUGACCCAGAUUCAAGGCAUCCCUGGACUUACAAGUGGAGUUAUUUCAGAAAAUAUGUGGUCAGAAUAUGGGCCUCUCGGUAUGUUAGUUGAAAACAAGAAGUUGUCAUCUCAGGGAGGAAGUGAUCCCACACAAGACAUCUACCUGCCCUAUGUUGCCAAUGAUAUUGCCUCCUUCUUUACACUACUUGUUGGCAUCUACUUUCCUUCUGUCACUGGUAUCAUGGCCGGUUCUAAUCGGUCAGGUGAUUUGCGAGAUGCCCAAAGAUCCAUCCCAGUUGGAACCAUCCUGGCUAUCUUUACCACCUCUGUCAUCUAUAUAACCUGUGUCGUGCUAUUCGGCGCAUGCAUUGAGGGCGUUUUACUCCGGGACAAGUUUGGUGACUCUGUAAAAGGCAACCUGGUUAUCGGCACACUAUCUUGGCCUUCACCUUGGGUCAUUGUAAUUGGCUCCUUCUUCUCCUGCUGUGGCGCAGGCCUGCAGAGUUUGACUGGUGCACCACGCCUGCUGCAAGCCAUUGCACGAGAUGGCAUAGUACCUUUCUUACAGGUAUUUGGACACGGAAAAGCUAACGGAGAACCUACCUGGGCUCUCCUACUUACUGCUGCAAUCUGUGAGAUUGGAAUACUCAUCGCCUCUCUGGAUGCUGUGGCUCCAAUCCUCUCCAUGUUUUUCCUCAUGUGCUACCUGUUUGUCAACCUGGCCUGCGCAGUUCAGACAUUACUAAGAACACCAAACUGGAGACCACGCUUCAAAUACUACCACUGGGCUCUCUCCUUUCUCGGAAUGAGCUUGUGCUUGGCUCUCAUGUUCAUUUCAUCCUGGUAUUACGCCAUAGUUGCUAUGGCCAUCGCUGGCUGCAUCUACAAAUACAUUGAAUACAGAGGCGCUGAGAAGGAAUGGGGCGACGGCAUCCGUGGCCUGUCACUGAAUGCAGCCCGUUUUGCCCUCAUUCGUCUAGAAGAGGCUCCCCCACACACCAAAAACUGGAGGCCUCAGUGUUUGGUGCUGCUCAACUUGGAUUCAGAUCAAGCAGUCAAGCAUCCACGCCUGCUGUCGUUCACUUCUCAGCUGAAGGCAGGGAAAGGCCUGACUAUAGUGGGAAAUGUAUUGGAAGGAACCUUUCUUACUAAAGAGGCUGAGGCAAAGAAGGCAGAGCAGAACAUCAAGUCUUCCAUGACAGCUGAACGGACCAAAGGAUUCUGUCACGUUGUCGUUUCUUCAAACCUCAGAGAUGGAGUCUCUCAUCUUAUCCAGUCAGCCGGGUUGGGAGGCAUGAAGCAUAACACAGUCCUAAUGGCCUGGCCAGGAACGUGGAAGCAGUCCAAUGACCCGCAGUCAUGGAGGAAUUUCAUAGAAACGGUGCGAGAGACCACAUCUGCUCACCAGGCCUUGCUCGUAGCCAAGAAUGUGGACAGCUUCCCCACCAAUCAAGACCGCCUGGGUGAGGGCACCAUUGAUGUGUGGUGGGUGGUUCAUGACGGAGGCCUCUUGAUGCUGCUGCCUUUCCUGCUGCGACAGCACAAGGUGUGGAGAAAGUGCAAGAUGCGCAUCUUCACUGUGGCCCAGAUGGAUGACAACAGUAUCCAGAUGAAAAAAGAUCUCCAGACGUUUCUGUACCACCUGCGACUGAAUGCAGAGGUUGAAGUGGUGGAAAUGCAUGAUAAUGAUAUCUCAGCCUUCACCUAUGAGAAGACGCUGGUGAUGGAACAGAGAUCUCAGAUGUUGAAACAGAUGCAGCUAUCCAAGACAGAAAGGGAGCGAGAGAUUCAGAGUAUCACUGAUGAAUCACGUAACUCAAUCCGGAGGAAGAACCAAGGUGCUGCCGAGGGCGCGAGCCUCAGCCGGCAGUCCUCUCCAACGGAGGACACACAAGAGGAUGAGGCCCAGCUCAUCCAUGACAGAAACACAGCCUCCCACACAGCCAGUAACGACAAAUCCGAAACUGGCCCGGAGCGGGUGCACAUGACCUGGACCAAAGAUAAGCUUUUCACAGAGCGGAACCGCAACCGCGAAGCCAACGCCAAUGUGGCCAUGCGAGACCUCUUCAACAUGAAGCCAGAGUGGGGGAGCCUGAACCAGACCAACGUCCGUCGCAUGCACACGGCCAUCAAAUUGAACGAGGUUGUAGUGAACAAGUCACAAGGAGCCCACCUGGUUCUGCUUAACAUGCCCGGUCCACCAAAGAACCGAGGAGGAGACGAAAACUAUAUGGAAUUUCUCGAGGUUUUGCUUGAAGGUCUGAACCGUGUCCUGCUUGUCCGAGGCGGCGGGCGUGAAGUUAUCACCAUCUACUCUUAG